Molecule: messenger RNA, 312 nt
Organism: Racocetra fulgida
Lineage: Eukaryota; Fungi; Glomeromycota; Glomeromycetes; Diversisporales; Gigasporaceae
Source: the annotation of a GenBank genome assembly
GAAGAAGCUGCUGAGGAAGCUGAAGAAUCAUUAGAAGUAGUUCAAGAUAUAGAUAUUUUAGAGAGCAUUUUCUCAUUCAGGGAAUAUAAGAAAGAAGCUGCCAAAGAAGCUAUUGAAACUAACAAUGAUAUUUAUGAAAUCGGCAAUAUUAAAGCAAUUGAGACUGAUAAAACUGAGAGUAAUAAUAUGGAUGAAAAUGAUAGUAUAGAUGAAAAUAACAAAAUGGAUGAGAAUGAAAAUAUGGAUGAAAAUAAUAAUAUGGAUGAGAAUUUUAAAAAGAUCUUCAUAUGCACUAGUUGCUAUGUAAUAUAG